Molecule: messenger RNA, 681 nt
Organism: Penicillium bovifimosum
Lineage: Eukaryota; Fungi; Ascomycota; Eurotiomycetes; Eurotiales; Aspergillaceae
Exons: 5
Coding region: 1-681 (226 amino acids)
Source: RefSeq, a predicted model, not a curated record
AUGUUUGCGGCAAGGGCAUUCGGUCGACAGGCCCAUGUUCUCCCGAAGUGGACUCAAUUCCGUCGAGUAUCAACAUUAGAGGGAGCUCCGCACAUUUACGUCUUCCCAAAUGCUGAACAGGCGAAUGGAUCCCACAUCUUAUCACUAUUACCCUCCGAGCCAACCAACCCAGACUUGGCCAUCGGAGUCUCGUCUCAACUACCACCAACCACAGACACCUUCAAAGAGAACCCAAAGUUCCUAAGCAUAGUUCAAGAGGUGUGCUCGCAAUAUGCGCACGAAGACCCCGACGCCAAGUCCCAAGCGCAGGUGAUGGUGUCCGUGGCUGGAGCGAAUCUGAGCUCAGGCGGCGUGUUAGUAACCGGCUCCCGAGGGAGGACCCGCCGUAGCGGAGGCGACUCGAGUGGUGGUGCUAGUGGUCAGGGUGGUGCGGGCUCCGGUGGACGUGGUGGCUGGAUUCAUGUCUCUGACAGCAGACGCCCGCCUGACUAUGGGCGCAUUGCUUGGCCUGAGGAUAUGUUUGGAAGUCUUGAGGUUGAUUCAAAGGGUCAAUUUGUUGGAGAGAAUGGCAACUAUCAGCCAAGUGGCACCUAUCGUAUCAUCACCCGCGAUGGGAUUUUCGGAUUAAGUCCUUUCCUCAGGGAAAAGCUGGUUCAGAAGCUUCGGGAGCUUGAGAAAUGA